Trachemys scripta elegans is the source of this 661-nucleotide messenger RNA. Its product is annotated as pyroglutamylated RF-amide peptide receptor-like. The coding region runs from base 92 to 661 and encodes 189 amino acids. Gene Ontology annotation, biological process: G protein-coupled receptor signaling pathway. Gene Ontology annotation, cellular component: membrane. Gene Ontology annotation, molecular function: G protein-coupled receptor activity. Lineage: Eukaryota; Metazoa; Chordata; Testudines; Emydidae. The record is from RefSeq and is a predicted model, not a curated record. The transcript is spliced from 3 exons.
GCUGAGCGCGCUGGGCGCCUGGAUUCAGCACCAAGGACAAAGCUCCGGCGUGAGAGCCCCAUGCACCGGGAUCCCACCAGGGACCAGCACCAUGGAGAGGAGACUGAACGUGACCCCGGAGGCGCUCAACAGGCUCCUGGAGGAGCACAACAUGACCAGGGAAGAGUUCAUUGCCGCCUACGGCCUCAAACCCCUCGUGUACAUCCCAGAGCUGCCUCCCAGUGCCAAGGUUGUCUUCCUGGUGAUCUACAUCAUCAUCUUCGCACUGGCUCUUCUGGGCAACAGCCUGGUGGUCUACAUCAUAAUUCGGAGGAAAGCCAUGAGAACAGCUACCAAUAUUUUCAUCUGCUCCCUGGCUUGCAGUGACCUGCUGGUCACUUUCUUCUGCAUCCCUUUCACUCUCCUGCAGAACGUCUCCUCAGAAUGGCUAGGUGCUGAAACCUUGUCCGCCGGUGCAUCCUCCAAGCCGGGACAGAGACUUUCCCAGAUUAGAAGGUGUAAAAAGAAGACUCAGGAGGACAUGUUCAAUGAGUUAAUGUGCACCUCCGAGAGUGACAAGACGGAGCUCAGCGCAUGGAGGAUUGCAUUGUCUGACAACCUGCACAAUGACCACAUGGACAGGAGACCAUGCAGGGAACACAGAUUAAAGAUAGAUAAUUAA